AUGGGCGCCUCGAUAGACGACCUUCUGGAUGAAACAGGCGAGCUCCAGGAUCAAGAACGAGCUCGAGAAGCCGAGGAAGCACAACGGAUCGCGGAGGAGAAGAGUGAGUCCCCAGCUCGAUACCGGCGUUUAGCUUGCUGGCUGCCACAUGCUUGACCUGACCACCCCUUGUAUUGCUCUCUAUUUGGGAUAGAAGAACAAAGUACGGGGAAGAAGAAGCUCACCCCCGAACAAGAGGCGGCGAAGCAGCAAGAACUCGUGCAGGUCAGUCAGUCAGGACCAUUCCGGCGCCAGCCGAUCAGGGGUCCCACUCGCAAUCAGAUCUUGGGCUCACGAUGCUACCUUCUUGCUCGCAGGCAUAUGGUUACGUGGAGGAAGAAGACGAUGCAUCCGCCGAUGAAGUCGACCAAGCCUCCGAUGCGGUUUUCAUCGACCCGCGAGCGCUCAGCAAGAAGGCAAGGAAGAAGGCCGAGCAAAAGCAACUCGCGGCCGGUGUCGGUGAGUUGCCACCCCGUAUUGUUAUGUUGUGAAAUGAAACAACCGCCUGAUGACCUGUCUCUGUGGCUAGAUCUACUCAUGCUUCCCAACAUGAACGCGGCGAUUGUCAAAGGUGCCGAGCUUCAGAGGCGGAAGGAAGAUUCUGCCAAAGCGUCGGCCAAGCGGGAAAAGGACAAGGCCGAUCUGAAGAAACAAAAGUGAGCAGCAUAGCUCGGGAGCUUGUGAGGACUGCGUACUGACCCCUUCUACCGCCAUUCGCUGCCUUGGAAAAUUUUCAGGGAUGACGCCGCCAAGAAGCUCCUGGACAAGCAGAAGAAGGCACAGAAAGGGGAACGCAAGGCCUGA
Molecule: messenger RNA, 843 nt
Organism: Microbotryum saponariae
Lineage: Eukaryota; Fungi; Basidiomycota; Microbotryomycetes; Microbotryales; Microbotryaceae
Source: the annotation of a GenBank genome assembly